AUGCCACAGCUCCCCUUACCAGCUUCUUCGUUCCCACCGACAAUGCCGGUCUUUUAUGCGAACCACAGCAAAAUAGGACAACUUAGUGUCUACCUGUUUGAUCCUACGUCGUAUUCGAUGGAAUCGUCUAAGAUAGGACUACCCAAGAUCUCGUUUCCAGACCCGCCACGUCCCCCAACUCCAGGGCCGCCUCCACGGCCACCCCCAAUCCCUCCCCGUCCGCCGGUACCGACGCCGCCGCCUAGUCCAAGUUCUUCGGCGGAAGCGGAUCUUCUUCAGGGACUUGUGGCUAGGCAGCUCUCUAUUAUUGCUGUCCGGCUGAUCGAUGUCUGGACCGCUCUAGGCGUGCCAGUAUCGCUUCCCCACCCCCCUCGUCCGCCAACUCCAGGACCCAGACCAGGGCCCGUAGGUCCUAGACCUGACGUACCUACGCCGCCGCCUAGCCCACGCAGAUCUACGGGAGGUCUCGUUAGCGGGACAACCUCGCGCGGUGAGAAGCUCGAAAUAAGCUACCUUGGCGAGGCUUCGUCGAAACGACCGUUAAACGAACACCUGUCUUUAAGACCCGAUGUCUUCGUGCCCAUUAAGCUGACGACGUCAUAUGAUUCGCGGGAAAGUGCAGACGUUGAUGGCCGGGGCGAGUUAUACGAUGAUAAGCUUACCAACUAUUUAGACAAUCGAGGUGAAACGAGAUUGCAUACUCACUUCUAUAGUAUUGCCUCAAAGGACCCAUACCUCGGUUCCUACAGCGCGAACGAGUCAUCAUGCUCAAUCUUUUCCCUACAUGCUGGCGCUGGAACUGUCAGGAAUGACCCAGAUUUAUUACGAGUGCCAUCUCUAAGGCAACUAUCAAAGGCUCACCCUGAUUUGUUCGACGCCGCCAGGGGUCUGUCGCUAUUAAUCGCGUGGCCGGGGAUCUCGGGGAUACGCCCCAGCCCGGCGUCAUCAAUAUCUGCAUGCACAAGUACGUUAGAUCAACGCCCGAAUGUAGCUUAUAAGAUGCCUUCCAAAGACCAAGAUACUCUUCCGCCAUGCGGGAGAUCGUCCUCACAAAAUUCACUGAGCCGGGUAGCAGCAGAGAUAGCUCUACUAACCGGGCCACGUCUUCUAGGUCUCGAAACCUCAGGCACCACGCUCAACUCGGCAGGCACGCGGCUCGUAGGCUCAUUAGAGCCAACCUGUUGUACCGCUUACUGAGAGAAAUACCAGCG
Molecule: messenger RNA, 1211 nt
Organism: Annulohypoxylon maeteangense
Lineage: Eukaryota; Fungi; Ascomycota; Sordariomycetes; Xylariales; Hypoxylaceae
Exons: 2
Coding region: 1-1197 (398 amino acids)
Source: RefSeq, a predicted model, not a curated record